AGCCCCAUAAAUAUUUUUAAAAAAAUCAAACAAACAGGGCUACACAGAGAAGCCCUGUCUCGAAAAAGACAAAAGCAAGCAAACAAACAAAAUUGUGUCCUUUUAGCAAUUUUGUCACUGUGUACACAUGAUAGAAUAUGCUUACACAAAUGGUGACAAUUGGUUGCUUAGCGUGGCCUCUCAGUGCAGAAGCACGUGGUGUAUUUUUCUGUUGCCAGUCUGACAUGGUAUACUGUUUUACAGAGAGCUUUUUUUUCAUAUGUAGAACAUUCUAAAAUAAUAAAUAUAGCAAGUUCAUAGACCAGUAACUAUUGUUUAUCAUUAAGUUGUAUGUACUAUGCAUAAUUGCACAAGCUAUACUUCCAUAUUACUGCCAGCUUAGUCUGUUCCCACCAGCAUCAUCACAGAUACAUGAAUAGUGCACUAAGAUAUGAUGGCUGAUAUUUCAGCUCUGCUGUGAUUAUAUGAAGCCACCAUUGUGUGUGUUGCCAUCACUGACUAAAAGCUCAUUAUGCAGCAUGACUGUCCACAUUCCCACCACGUAGUAUGUUCCCCACAGCUAUUUGUAGAAUAAUAUGACCUUGCCAGCUUUACACCUAUGUCCUAAUAGCUAGCACACAUCCUCACUUACUAUAGAUACAACUUUCUGUCCAGUGUUGAGGCUUGAACUCAGCACUGUGCAUGCUAGUCAAGUGCUCUAACACUAAGCAACAUCCCUAGACUAGAGUGGCUAUCACACUUAACUUUUCUAGGUCCUAGUGCCCUUUGAGAAUCUCUCAGGGACUUUAUAGGCACAAAAAUAGAUACAUUAUUAUCUGGAAUCUGCAAUGGCUGUGGAUUUGGCCCUUUAGAAGACCAUAGACCUGUCUGUAACUGGAAAGAAGUGGAGGCUGUUCAUUUAUGAAGACAGACACCAAUGGCUUCAGAAGAGAGGGACCUGACCACACCACAAGGUAGAGCAGGAACUUGGGCCAGAGUUUUCACACUUCCUACCUGGUGAUUUCUCUCUCUUUUUUUCGGGGAGGAAGGUGUGUGCUCAAAACUGGGUUCCUUUGUGCAGUCUUGACUGUCUUGGAACUAGCUUGGUAGAUGGUCCAGCCUGGAACUCAGAGAUCUGCCUUCGUCUGUUUCCUGGGUGCUGGGAUUAGCUCCUGUGUGCAUUGCCAUCACUGACCUAACCAGAAGGUCAGAAGGUAUAAUAGUACUGUCCUGUGGUUCCCAGGAAGAAACUGACUUUGCCAGACUCAGGAGGUGUGUUAAGUUCUGAAAGCCGAACACCCUUUUAUGCCAUUCCGACACCCGUAGAUUUUAGUUUGUACUGCUGUACAGUGGUCAGUAGAAUGGGUCAAACCCAUUGGAGGGCCUUUGGGAGGGACUGUGUUGUCUGGGCUCCUGCCGGCAGAGCAUUUCUGAUCUCAAUUUGGGGACCCAGUAGCUGGCCUAGGGACUGUGUCUGAGCAGCACAGGGUUCUCCUCAGAAAGGCUGCCCAGAUUCGUGGCUGUGAUGAAGUUCAGAACCACGGACAGCUCCACAGCCCUCCCUCUCGGGGAAGGAUUCUGCAUCUAUUUAUCUUUAUGCCUCCGCCAGCUUCUCCCUCUACAGCCAGGGUGCUUCCAAAGAUAGCUCCAGGGAUACAAAGUCAGGAUACGAGCCCCUCUGGGGGCUCGAAGCUGCUGGACUCGAAGCUGCCGGUGUCAUUGUUUCUACAAUCAGUUCAAGUUCUUCACUGACGUCAGUCGGAGCUGUCCUGUUGCUAUAUAAGGCUGGCGGCGGUCCCGGGACAGACCCUGUGCUCCCCAAGGCGUCUUCAGCCCGUCCCCGGGGACAGAGAGUGGAGCUCCAUCUUGCACUGGGCAGACACUCCGAUAACCCGGCAGGUGGCACCAUGAGGCAGAGGGGGCGCGCUAUGCUCCUGGUGGCGUUGCUGCUCCUGGCACAGCUGCGCCCGGAGAGCAGUCAGUGGAGCCCAGCGGCUGCGGCGGCGACUGGGGUCCAGGAUCCAAAUCUGCGAUGGAGCCCCGGAGUGCGGAGUCAGGGCGGCGGCGUCCGAGCGCUCCUCUUGCUGUUAGCGGAGCGCUUCCCGCGCCGCGCGGGAUCUGAGCUUGCGGGCGAACGGCAGCGACGGGACGACCCUCCACUGUCCAUCGACCUCACCUUCCACCUGCUGCGGACCCUGCUGGAGCUAGCUCGGACACAGAGCCAGCGCGAGCGCGCAGAGCAGAACCGCAUCAUAUUCGAUUCGGUGGGCAAGUGAUCGGCCCCUUAUGGGGUCACGAAAGCCUUGACCCUUUCCCCUACCUAUCCCGGGGCUGGAGCACGCACAACCGGAGCUGGCUCAGUCCCGCGGUGCAGCGCCGCCCAGAGUCACCCUCAACACUGAGUGGCUAUUUUUAAUAAAACUGCCAAGAGCUUAGCCUCCA
Molecule: messenger RNA, 2421 nt
Organism: Mastomys coucha (southern multimammate mouse)
Lineage: Eukaryota; Metazoa; Chordata; Mammalia; Rodentia; Muridae
Gene: Ucn
Product: urocortin
Exons: 2
Coding region: 1887-2255 (122 amino acids)
Biological process (GO): negative regulation of feeding behavior
Cellular component (GO): extracellular region
Molecular function (GO): hormone activity
Source: RefSeq, a predicted model, not a curated record